CUGAGCUGAUGCUUAUUUCGAGAGAGAAAAAAACACGCUAGUAGAGGUCUACUGGAUUCGCGCUAGAAAAAAAAAAUAAUUUCGUGCAUAUUUUAAAAAUGUUCUAGUAAUCUAAAUCUAGCUAAGUUUAUUUAAUUAUCACUGAAUCAUUUCUGUUUUGUGAAUCAAAAAGUGUGAAAAAGAAAUCAGAAUGGGUAGUUCUACAAGCUCAGUUUCAUCAUUCCGUAGACUCACAAAACUAAGUGGGAACUUUUCUUUUUAUCAUUUACCAACGAUUCACCCCAAGAUCAAUUCUUUGGCUAUUGGUAGCAGUUGUAAUCACCGUUGUUUUAUUCAUAGCAAAAUAGACAAGAGGGAAAAUGCCAUUUAUUCAGAAGCUUGUUCAAGCCCACCAUUAAACUCAUUAAACCACAACAAAGAUAAUAAUGUUACAAAAUCUUUUUCAAAGCAAUGGAACAGCCAGAAGUUAGAUCUUCAACAAGUAAGAAGUCUGGCUGAUUCCAAUCAAAUAAACACAGAGGUUGACCAAUAUCGUAAAGGAAAAUUUGAUACCAUCCCAAAUCCAUCAGAUCUUGCCCAUUUCAGACAAAGUUCUAACAAGGACAUUGACUCAUCUGUUCCACAUCCAAAUGAGGCACUGAACAAUCACCCUCCUAUUGGCACAUAUGUUUUACCUCAUCCUAUAUGGACUGAAAAACAAGUUCACAGUGUGGAAAUAACUCACAAGAAGCCAGAAGGAUUUACAGAUAAUCUAGCUUAUAAGACAGUCCAGUUAUUUCGUUCUGCCUUUGACUUGUUUUCUGGAUUUAAAUUUGGACAAACAAAUGAAAGAAAAUGGCUUAAUCGAAUCUGUUUCCUGGAAACUGUUGCUGGAGUUCCAGGAAUGGUAGCUGCCAUGAUGAGGCAUAUGAGGUCACUAAGAAGGAUGCAGAGAGACCAGGGCUGGAUACAUACAUUACUUGAAGAAGCAGAGAAUGAAAGAAUGCACCUACUAACAGCCUUACAGUUGAAACAACCUUCUCUUCUCUUCAGAAUGUGUGUCAUAGGAUCUCAGGGUGUGUUUGUCACAAUGUUUGGUGUCAGUUACAUCAUAAGCCCUAAGUUCUGUCAUAGGUUUGUGGGCUAUCUUGAGGAGGAAGCAGUGAAAACAUAUUCUAAAUGUCUAGAGGAUAUAGAACAUGGUAAUAUGAAACAUUGGAAGACACAGCCAGCUCCAGAUGUUGCACUUAGAUACUGGAAGCUUCAACCUGAUGCCACCAUGAAAGAUGUCAUACUAGCCAUCAGAGCUGAUGAGGCUCACCAUCGAGUUGUCAACCAUUGUCUGGCCUCAUUACGCAAGGAUGAGUUUAACCCUUACAAACCUGGCCAAUAAUUUUGAUACUAUUUACAAGCUAUAACUAUGUCCAUAUGAAGCCCUGUAGUUCCUUGACUUGCUUUUCUAGAAGUAAGGCAUUUAAAUAUGAAUUAUGGUCUUAAAGAAAUGAAAAUGGAUUUAUUCAAUCAUCUAUUGGAUUGUAAUAAUGUGCAAAAUCCACAAGAACAUAGCAUAAAGACUAUUAAUAGUUUUGUAUGUUUCUGUAUCUUAUGAAUAUUGUUGUUAUUUUUUUUUGGUUAAGUUAUACAUUGACUAAGUAUACUUUAAAAUAAAUAUAUUUUAUGUCAUUUACUCACUUGGUUUCCAGCACUAACCAUUUGUUGUUGUUAUAUGGUGCAAAUAAACCCACCUAUCUAGUUAGGUCAGACAGUGAGCUUUUGUUUCUGAUGGAAAAUGUAGCCUGCUACUAGGCUAGAGUAGGAUUGAAGCAUAAGACCUUUUUCUUGUUGCAUUGCUUUCACUCCACUGUUUCUCAAAGAAAUGACACCAUAUUUGCAGGAACAUGUAAUUCAUCUUUCUUUUUUGGCUUUUAAAAAUUAGCAUUUUGAAAUCACUUGAGUCCAAGACCAACUCUCUUAAAUGUAAACAUACUCUGGUAUGUUACAUAACUCCUCUUGACCAUACAUGAAAUAUAA
Biomphalaria glabrata is the source of this 2010-nucleotide messenger RNA. Its product is annotated as alternative oxidase, mitochondrial-like. The coding region runs from base 191 to 1372 and encodes 393 amino acids. Gene Ontology annotation, biological process: alternative respiration. Gene Ontology annotation, molecular function: alternative oxidase activity. Gene Ontology annotation, cellular component: mitochondrion. Lineage: Eukaryota; Metazoa; Mollusca; Gastropoda; Planorbidae. The transcript is spliced from 10 exons. The record is from RefSeq and is a predicted model, not a curated record.